UCAUUACACUUAAAAGUACCAUACGUAGCUUUUUCGUUCAAAAAUAUGAUACAAUACAGAUUAAAUUAAAUGUGAAAACAAUAUUGAUGACUGGCACAGAGAUCAAGCAAUAUCGCGUGAAUCAUGAGUGACUAUUAUUAUUUUGAUGUGAAACUAAAGCUCCGCAACCCCGAGGCUAUUAUUUUCACACCCAUCUUCUUUCGUAGCUGUGUUCUAAACGCUCUAGAGAGUUUCUUCGGCGAUCUGGGAGGAAAGACCAACAUGGACAUUGUUAAAUUUUGUGACAAGCAGCAGCGCAUUGUUUUCCGUGUUCCCGAAGAGUUCUUUGAGCGGACCCGAACCGCACUGUCGUUGAUAGGCCACUACCAGGAAGUACCUUGCCACUUUCAAGUGAUAGGCACCUCUAAGACAGCUCUAGACUUCGACAAGGAUAUUUCCGCAACAGCAGCUCGGAGGUGUUGAAACUGCUAUCUAUCGCUGGCUUCGCUAUCGUCUAUCGCUGUCUACCUAUCGCUCCUAUCCAGCUGUUUGACACAACGUGAAAAGCAAAAAAAUUACAUAAAAAAUAUACGCCGGCAUUUAACAAGUUUUCAACCGAACUUUAAUGAAUAAGGAGUCCCCCCCAAGCGUGUUCGGGAACAUCACAGCGCC
Messenger RNA from Drosophila pseudoobscura, 651 nucleotides. It is a transcript of the gene Rpp14b, whose product is annotated as Ribonuclease P/MRP subunit p14 b. Gene Ontology annotation, cellular component: multimeric ribonuclease P complex; nucleolus. Gene Ontology annotation, molecular function: ribonuclease P activity; ribonuclease P RNA binding. The transcript has 3 exons. The record is from RefSeq and is a predicted model, not a curated record. Gene Ontology annotation, biological process: tRNA 5'-leader removal. Lineage: Eukaryota; Metazoa; Arthropoda; Insecta; Diptera; Drosophilidae. Bases 124 to 462 code for a protein of 112 amino acids.